Molecule: messenger RNA, 1516 nt
Organism: Drosophila willistoni
Lineage: Eukaryota; Metazoa; Arthropoda; Insecta; Diptera; Drosophilidae
Product: histone acetyltransferase Tip60
Exons: 4
Coding region: 81-1292 (403 amino acids)
Biological process (GO): regulation of DNA-templated transcription
Molecular function (GO): histone acetyltransferase activity
Source: RefSeq, a predicted model, not a curated record
CUGGUCACACUAAUUUUAAGCGUGCAGUUUUAUGUGUCAAUUAUAAAAAAGUCAGAUUAAAAUAGAUUAAUAUAUAAGCAAUGAGUUUAUCCAAUUUCACUAAACCACAAGUCUGCCAAUCAACAUCCCUCUUGGUUGAAGGUUGCCGUCUGCCAGUACGUUUGGAAAAGCAGUCGGAUAAUUGGAAACUUGCGGAAAUAAUUUGUGUCCGCAAACAAGAUGAAAAAGUGCAAUUCUAUGUGCAUUAUGUGGAUUUUAACAAGCGAUUGGACGAAUGGGUCGAUGAGGAAGACUUUGAUCUUACACAAGUGCAAUUUCGCAAAAUUGAUUCCGAUAUGAAGCGUAACACCACGGCCAUUGUCGAUGUGGAAAUGUGCGAUGCCGCUAGCUCAUCAAGAAUUCAAAAUAUUAAUAAUGAUGACGUCACCGAGAACAUAAAAAAUAUUGCACUUAUUGAACUCGGUCGCAAUCGCAUUGAGCCCUGGUAUUUCUCUCCAUAUCCAAUAGAAAUGACCACUUUGCCGUGCAUUUACCUUUGUGAAUUCUGUCUCAAGUAUGUGGCCAGUGAAAAGUGUCUGGCCCGUCAUUUGAUCAAAUGUAAUCUUCGUCAUCCACCGGGCAAUGAAAUCUAUCGCAAGGAUUCGAUAUCUUUUUUCGAAAUUGAUGGACGCAAGAACAAAAUCUAUGCCCAAAAUCUUUGCUUGCUAGCUAAACUCUUUCUUGAUCAUAAGACACUCUUCCAUGAUGUGGAUCCAUUUUUGUUUUAUAUCAUGACUGAAUUCGAUGCACGAGGCUUUCACAUUGUUGGCUACUUCUCCAAGGAAAAGGAAAGUGCCGAUAAUUAUAAUUUGGCCUGUAUUCUUGUUUUACCGCCCUAUCAACGUAGCGGUUAUGGCAAGGUGCUUAUUGAAUUCAGUUACAUCCUAUCGCAAUUUGAGCACAAGAUUGGUGCACCAGAGAAGCCCCUCUCGGAUUUGGGUUUAUUAUCGUAUCGUUCCUAUUGGUCGCAAGCUAUACUUGAGGUAUUGCUAAGCCAGGUGCCUGUUGAGAAUGAGGAAAGACCAAGCAUCAGUGUCAAAGAAAUUUCUGAAUGUACUUCCAUUAGAAAGGAGGAUGUAAUAUCAACUUUACAUCUUUCAAAUAUCAUCAAAUACUACAGGGGUCAAUAUAUUGCCUGCAUCACUCCAGAAAUUAUAGAACAACAUAAACGUUCCUUAGAGAAACGUUCGGUACGCAUCGACAUCAAUUAUCUACGUUAUGAACCAAAGGAGUGGGUCAAGCGUCACAAAUAAUUAUUGGACAAGGAAAAACAAUUAUGACAGGCGAGAGGAGAAUCCCCUCAGGGGAUCAUUAACCGAUUUUGUAUAAAUUUUAUUAAUCAGGCAUCUUAAAAACAAACAGAUUUGUGUCAUACGAAAUAUUUUUUUAAACUUUAAGAACUUUUUGUUCCCUUCAAGAUUAAAGACAUAUCAACUGCCGUCUAUAUUGUUAACAAAUCUGGUCAAAAAAUUUUAAU